Messenger RNA from Rhinichthys klamathensis goyatoka, 2957 nucleotides. RefSeq names its product zinc finger protein 513a (gene znf513a). Bases 281 to 1933 code for a protein of 550 amino acids. Gene Ontology annotation, molecular function: DNA-binding transcription factor activity; RNA polymerase II cis-regulatory region sequence-specific DNA binding. The transcript has 5 exons. The record is from RefSeq and is a predicted model, not a curated record. Lineage: Eukaryota; Metazoa; Chordata; Actinopteri; Cypriniformes; Leuciscidae. Gene Ontology annotation, biological process: regulation of transcription by RNA polymerase II.
AAGCGGAAAUACGCAACGGUAGCGGAAGAAAAAUGUAUACAAUGGCAAUUUGGAAAUCAAUUAAGUUAUGAAAAAAGAGCAUUAAUUGCCUUUCUUUGUGGUCGCUGUGUUAUGGAAUGGCGGCUUGUGAGCAGUAGUGCACCGUCAGACGCCGCUGUUUUGCCUCGACGGAAACUGUUGUUUGACGUGUCAGGCAGAAAGAGCAGGCUACUUUGGAGAAUGAGUUGAUUCUUUUCGAGGGAAUCCAGAGGAGGUUGCAAAUAAAAAGGCUGACUGGAAGAUGCCAAGAAGAAAACAGCAGAAUCCACAACCUGUCAAGUUGGAUUCUGAAGAUGGUUUAGGCACUGUACGUCCAGCAAGCCUUACCUUUGAGAGCGACUUACUCCUGGGACAAGAACUCGAGUUCUCAGAUCCUGACAAUGACAACAAGAUCAUAGGCCUUGAAAAGUUCUCAGCUGACAUCAGUCUGCCUGGCUUCCCCCUGGGAGACGAGGAGAGCUCCCCCUUCAGCCGCCUCAGUAUGGAGAGUGACGCUGACGACCUCCGCGCAACCGAAAGCGAGCGCGAAGAGAGGGUUUCUGAGUCUGCCUUUCCCUCUUACCUCUCUUGCAGGGGCUGUGGUCAGCUCCUGGAAGACCCCCUGGGACCCGGUAUGGACUUGGUGGGGCCCUACUGCAUGCGCUGCUGCAAAGGGAAUGCGGAUGGUGUUGUGGACAGGAAGCUCUGUUUGGGCUUAGGCUUACAAGCGGAGUCUAGAGGGGGAGGGAAUGAGGGCGCUGGUGGCGAGGAUGGCUCCCUGAAGCUCCACUCAUGCACGCUCUGUGGUUUCACUUCACGCUACACUAACCACGUUAAGAGGCACAUGAAGACACACAAUGGCGAAAAACCAUACGGGUGUCCGCUGUGCUCCUAUGCUUCGGCACAACUAGUGAACUUGCAAAGGCAUUUGCGCAUACACACCGGAGAAAAGCCCUACAAAUGCAACCACUGCACGUUUGCAUGCAGUUCCUUAGGGAACCUGAAGAGGCACCAGCGCAUGCAUUUAGCUGUAAGCCCGGGUCAGAGUGCCACUCAGCCGGUCAGUGGCAACUGUUUAAAUCACACUACUGUGGGCCAGAAGGAAAAGGAAGCGGCUCCUGCCCCCACCGAAGUUGCAGGUGCUGUGCAGUCUGUCUCACGUCCCCACGUGGGAAGGGAUGGGAACUACUUGCAGACCUUUGAUGGCCUCAGGCUUGCACAGCCGUCGUCGACGGGGGUGUUGCAGUCAGGACAGGCUCCUUCUGAACCUGCUUCCCUACCCCCCACGUUCUUCCCCUUCACUUGUCGUCUGUGUGGCAUGGCCUUGGAUGACGAGGACGGGUCCUCGGCCCAGAUCUGCGCCAAGUGCACUCUGGAGAUGCUGACUAAGGACACAACUGGAUGCCCCGCUGAGCGAGGGGACAAGGUCUACACCUGUGCUGCCUGCCCCUUCCUCACCCACUACCCAAACCACCUGGCCCGCCACAUGAAGACCCACAGCGGAGAGAAGCCAUACAAGUGCCCGCAGUGCGACUACGCCUCCGCCCACUUCGACAACCUCAAGCGGCACCAUCGAGUGCACACCGGCGAGAAGCCCUACAAGUGCCACCUGUGUGACUAUGCCUGCGGCAACCUGGCGAAUCUCAAGAGGCACCAACGGGUGCAUUCAGGCGCCAAACCCUUUCAGUGUGCAAUCUGCAACUACAGCUGCAAUCAGAGUAUGAACCUGAAGCGGCACAUGUUGCGCCACACAGGCGAGAAGCCCCAUAAGUGCCAAGAGUGUGGGUACACCACUGGCCACUGGGACAAUUACAAACGGCAUCAGAAGAAGCACAGCCUGACUACAGAUGGCUGGGUUAAAGCGCAGAUGCCUGGAAAUGAGGAAGAGGUGGAGGAGGACGAGGAAGAGGUGUAGACUAAAAUUGCAAGACAGUCGUCCAUAUGAGAUUUUACUGUAAUGGCAUAAGCGUUGUUAGUUGUCCUCCUUUUCUUUUGUGCCCAGAAUUAUUUGGGGAAUUGAUAACAAGCUGCUACAUGAAGUCAAAUUCAAAGACAGUUACCUGAAUGUCCUAAUGUAGGGACUGUCCAAUCCUGCUCCUGGAAGGCCAACCUUCCUGCAGACUCUAUACAAACACACCUGAACCAGCUAAUCAAGGUCUUUAGGAUUAUUCGAAACUUCCUGACUGGUUUGGAGCCGGUUGACACUAAACUCUGCAGGAAGGUGGUCUUCCAGGAGCAGGAUUGGACAUUCCCGAUUAAUGCCUUUGAACGAGGCAAAACGUUUGUUACCCAAAGCUCUCUAAGAGCGUUCUGAGCCCGAUUGUGGUUCAUUUAUUAGUGCCAAACACACUACUGCACCGUACUGCCAUAGGAAGUUCUUCUUUAAGCCUGGCACAACGUUGCAUGCACUUAAGUUAACCUUGGUUGACUGUUUUGAGGUUUUAUGUAAUUGAUCAUUUUUCCAUCUUCUCAACCAUACUGGUGGAAAUGCCUUCACAGAUGAGCAUAAUGUUCUUUAUAGCAUAGUGAUCUUUAAUCUUGUGUUUGCUCUCAAUAAUUCUGGGGGAUUGUGUUGCCUUUUGUUGCGUGUGUUUUAUUGUCUGUGAGAAAUGCCAUUUGUCUGAGUUUACUUGAAGCAAAAUGUUGCGUAGUGGAUUUUAGUGUCAUGCUAAACAUAGAGCUUUUAUUUUUGUAUGUGAUUUUAUUUUUUAUCUCUAAGGAAUGUUUGGCAUGUAUUUGCCACCCAUGGCAUUGUUAGCUAUACCGAAGGACGACAGUUAACGUAAACCCUAUUAUGCAGUUAAACCUUAAGGUUGCCAAGAAAUGACCGAACAUUGGAAUAUUGUAGGUGUGUGGUGCUUGAGUGUUUUCUUGUUAUUAUGCAGUGGUUUCAUUAAUGCCUUAAAUAUCCUCAAAUAAAACAUUUGUGUUGAACCUUG